AUGGCCACCUACACACCCUUUGAGGGAACAUGCGCCACCUACAUGAGGGAAAACAUGGCCACUUACAAACCACAGUGUGGAACUAAGACCUUACACACCACCAUGAGUGAACAUGCGCCACCUCCACCUACCAUGAGGGAAACAUCGCCACUUACACGGCACUGUGGGGGAAACAUGCGCCCACUUACAUACCACCUUAGACCACGCGCCACUUACAACAGAACCCAUAGGAACAUAGACCCUUACACACCACCAGAUGUCAAUGAAGAUUCCCAUGCAGAAUCUUUGACAAUAUGUUCUGACGGCGGUGUCACUGAAGGUUUUCUUGCAGGUUCUUUGGAAAUAUGUUCUGACGGCGGUGUCACUGAAGGUUCCCAUGCAGGUUCUUUGACAAUAUGUUCUGACGGCGGCGUCACUGAAGGUUCCCAUGCAGGUUCUUUGACAAUAUGUUCUGACGGCGGCGUCAAUGAAGGUUUUCUUGCAGGUUCUUUGACGAUAUGUUCUGACGGCGGUGUCACUGAAGGUUCCCAUGCAGGUUCUUUGACAAUAUGUUCUGACGGCGGUGUCACUGAAGGUUCCCAUGCAGGUUCUUUGACAAUAUGUUCUGACGGCGGUGUCACUGAAGGUUUUCUUGCAGGUUCUUUGACAAUAUGUUCUGACGGCGGUGUCACUGAAGGUUCCCAUGCAGGUUCUUUGACAAUAUGUUCUGACGGCGGUGUCACUGAAGGUUCCCAUGCAGGUUCUUUGACAAUAUGUUCUGACGGCGGUGUCACUGAAGGUUUUCUUGCAGGUUCUUUGACAAUAUGUUCUGACGGCGGUGUCACUGAAGGUUCCCAUGCAGGUUCUUUGACAAUAUGUUCUGACGGCGGUGUCACUGAAGGUUUUCUUGCAGGUUCUUUGACAAUAUGUUCUGACGGCGGUGUCACUGAAGGUUCCCAUGCAGGUUCUUUGACGAUAUGUUCUGACGGCGGUGUCACUGAAGGUUCCCAUGCAGGUUCUUUGACGAUAUGUUAUGACGGCGGUGUCACUGAAGGUUCCCAUGCAGGUUAUUUGACGAUAUGUUCUGAUGGCGGUGUCACUGAAGGUUCCCAUGCAGGUUAUUUGACGAUAUGUUCUGACGGCGGUGUCACUGAAGGUUCCCAUGCAGGUUCUUUGACGAUAUGUUCUGACGGCGGUGUCACUGAAGGUUCCCAUGCAGGUUCUUCGACGAUAUGUUCUGACGGCGGUGUCACUGAAGGUUCCCAUGCAGGUUCUUUGACAAUAUGUUCUGACGGCGGUGUCACUGAAGGUUCCCAUGCAGGUUCUUUGACGAUAUGUUCUGACGGCGGUGUCACUGAAGGUUACCAUGCAGGUUCUUUGACGAUAUGUUCUGACGGCUGUGUCACUGAAGGUUCCCAUGCAGGUUCUUUGUUGAUAUGUUCUGACGGCGGUGUCACUGAAGGUUUUCUUGCAGGUUCUUUGACGAUAUGUUCUGACGGCGGUGUCACUGAAGGUUUUCUUGCAGGUUCUUUGAUGAUAUGUUCUGACGGCGGUGUCACUGAAGGUUUUCUUGCAGGUUCUUUGACGAUAUGUUCUGACGGCGGUGUCACUGAAGGUUCCCAUGCAGGUUCUUUGACGAUAUGUUAUGACGGCGGUGUCACUGAAGGUUUUCUUGCAGGUUCUUUGACGAUAUGUUCUGACGGCGGUGUCACUGAAGGUUCCCAUGCAGGUUCUUUGACGAUAUGUUCUGACGGCGGUGUCACUGAAGGUUUUCUUGCAGGUUCUUUGACGAUAUGUUCUGACGGCGGUGUCACUGAAGGUUCCCAUGCAGGUAUUUCGACGAUAUGUUCUGACGGCGGUGUCACUGAAGGUUCCCAUGCAGGUUCUUUGACAAUAUGUUCUGACGGCGGUGUCACUGAAGGUUCCCAUGCAGGUUCUUUGACGAUAUGUUCUGACGGCGGUGUCACUGAAGAUUUUCUUGCAGGUUCUUUGACGAUAUGUUCUGACGGCGGUGUCACUGAAGGUUUUCUUGCAGGUUCUUUGAUGAUAUGUUCUGACGGCGGUGUCACUGAAGGUUUUCUUGCAGGUUCUUUGACGAUAUGUUCUGACGGCGGUGUCACUGAAGGUUUUCUUGCAGGUUCUUUGACGAUAUGUUCUGACGGCGGUGUCACUGAAGGUUCCCAUGCAGGUUCUUUGACGAGAUGUUUUGACGGCGGUGUCACUGAAGGUUUUCUUGCAGGUUCUUUGACGAUAUGUUCUGACGGCGGUGUCACUGAAGGUUUUCUUGCAGGUUCUUUGACGAUAUGUUCUGACGGCGGUGUCACUGAAGGUUUUCUUGCAGGUUCUUUGAUGAUAUGUUCUGACGACGGUGUCACUGAAGGUUUUCUUGCAGGUUCUUUGAUGAUAUGUUCUGACGACGGUGUCACUGAAGGUUUUCUUGCAGGUUCUUUGAUGAUAUGUUCUGACGGCGGUGUCACUGAAGAUUUUCUUGCAGGUUCUUUGAUGAUAUGUUCUGACGGCGGUGUCACUGAAGGUUUUCUUGCAGGUUCUUUGACGAUAUGUUCUGACGGCGGUGUCACUGAAAGUUCCCAUGCAGGUUCUUUGACGAUAUGUUCUGACGGCGGUGUCACUGAAGGUUCCCAUGCAGGUUCUUUGAUGAUAUGUUCUGACGGCGGUGUCACUGAAGGUUCCCAUGCAGGUUCUUUGACGAUAUGUUCUGACGGCGGUGUCACUGAAGGUUUUCUUGCAGGUUCUUUGACGAUAUGUUCUGACGGCGGUGUCACUGAAGGUUUUCUUGCAGGUUCUUUGAUGAUAUGUUCUGACGGCGGUGUCACUGAAGGUUUUCUUGCAGGUUCUUUGAUGAUAUGUUCUGACGGCGGUGUCACUGAAGGUUUUCUUGCAGGUUCUUUGACAAUAUGUUCUGACGGCGGUGUCACUGAAGGUUUUCUUGCAGGUUCUUUGACGAUAUGUUCUGACGGCGGUGUCACUGAAAGUUCCCAUGCAGGUUCUUUGAUGAUAUGUCCUGACGGCGGUGUCACUGAAGGUUUUCUUGCAGGUUCUUUGAUGAUAUGUUCUGACGGCGGUGUCACUGAAGGUUCCCAUGCAGGUUCUUUGAUGAUAUGUCCUGACGGCGGUGUCACUGAAGGUUUUCUUGCAGGUUCUUUGACGAUAUGUUCUGACGGCGGUGUCACUGAAAGUUCCCAUGCAGGUUCUUUGAUGAUAUGUCCUGACGGCGGUGUCACUGAAGGUUUUCUUGCAGGUUCUUUGACGAUAUGUUCUGACGGCGGUGUCACUGAAGGUUCCCAUGCAGGUUCUUUGACGAUAUGUUCUGACGGCGGUGUCACUGAAGGUUCCCAUGCAGGUUCUUUGACGAUAUGUUCUGACGGCGGUGUCACUGAAGGUUUUCUUGCAGGUUCUUUGACGAUAUGUUCUGACGGCGGUGUCACUGAAGGUUUUCUUGCAGGUUCUUUGAUGAUAUGUUCUGACGGCGGUGUCACUGAAGGUUUUCUUGCAGGUUCUUUGACGAUAUGUUCUGACGGCGGUGUCACUGAAGGUUCCCAUGCAGGUUCUUUGACGAUAUGUUCUGACGGCGGUGUCACUGAAGGUUUUCUUGCAGGUUCUUUGACGAUAUGUUCUGACGGCGGUGUCACUGAAGGUUCCCAUGCAGGUUCUUUGACGAUAUGUUCUGACGGCGGUGUCACUGAAGGUUUUCUUGCAGGUUCUUUGACGAUAUGUUCUGACGGCGGUGUCACUGAAGGUUCCCAUGCAGGUAUUUCGACGAUAUGUUCUGACGGCGGUGUCACUGAAGGUUCCCAUGCAGGUUCUUUGACAAUAUGUUCUGACGGCGGUGUCACUGAAGGUUCCCAUGCAGGUUCUUUGACGAUAUGUUCUGACGGCGGUGUCACUGAAGGUUUUCUUGCAGGUUCUUUGACGAUAUGUUCUGACGGCGGUGUCACUGAAGGUUUUCUUGCAGGUUCUUUGACGAUAUGUUCUGACGGCGGUGUCACUGAAGGUUUUCUUGCAGGUUCUUUGACGAUAUGUUCUGACGGCGGUGUCACUGAAGGUUUUCUUGCAGGUUCUUUGACGAUAUGUUCUGACGGCGGUGUCACUGAAGGUUCCCAUGCAGGUUCUUUGACGAGAUGUUUUGACGGCGGUGUCACUGAAGGUUUUCUUGCAGGUUCUUUGACGAUAUGUUCUGACGGCGGUGUCACUGAAGGUUUUCUUGCAGGUUCUUUGACGAUAUGUUCUGACGGCGGUGUCACUGAAGGUUUUCUUGCAGGUUCUUUGAUGAUAUGUUCUGACGACGGUGUCACUGAAGGUUUUCUUGCAGGUUCUUUGAUGAUAUGUUCUGACGACGGUGUCACUGAAGGUUUUCUUGCAGGUUCUUUGAUGAUAUGUUCUGACGGCGGUGUCACUGAAGAUUUUCUUGCAGGUUCUUUGAUGAUAUGUUCUGACGGCGGUGUCACUGAAGGUUUUCUUGCAGGUUCUUUGACGAUAUGUUCUGACGGCGGUGUCACUGAAAGUUCCCAUGCAGGUUCUUUGACGAUAUGUUCUGACGGCGGUGUCACUGAAGGUUCCCAUGCAGGUUCUUUGAUGAUAUGUUCUGACGGCGGUUUCACUGAAGGUUCCCAUGCAGGUUCUUUGACGAUAUGUUCUGACGGCGGUGUCACUGAAGGUUUUCUUGCAGGUUCUUUGACGAUAUGUUCUGACGGCGGUGUCACUGAAGGUUUUCUUGCAGGUUCUUUGAUGAUAUGUUCUGACGGCGGUGUCACUGAAGGUUUUCUUGCAGGUUCUUUGAUGAUAUGUUCUGACGGCGGUGUCACUGAAGGUUUUCUUGCAGGUUCUUUGACAAUAUGUUCUGACGGCGGUGUCACUGAAGGUUUUCUUGCAGGUUCUUUGACGAUAUGUUCUGACGGCGGUGUCACUGAAAGUUCCCAUGCAGGUUCUUUGAUGAUAUGUCCUGACGGCGGUGUCACUGAAGGUUUUCUUGCAGGUUCUUUGAUGAUAUGUUCUGACGGCGGUGUCACUGAAGGUUCCCAUGCAGGUUCUUUGAUGAUAUUUCCUGACGGCGGUGUCACUGAAGGUUUUCUUGCAGGUUCUUUGACGAUAUGUUCUGACGGCGGUGUCACUGAAAGUUCCCAUGCAGGUUCUUUGAUGAUAUGUCCUGACGGCGGUGUCACUGAAGGUUUUCUUGCAGGUUCUUUGACGAUAUGUUCUGACGGCGGUGUCACUGAAGGUUCCCAUGCAGGUUCUUUGACGAUAUGUUCUGACGGCGGUGUCACUGAAGGUUCCCAUGCAGGUUCUUUGACGAUAUGUUCUGACGGCGGUGUCACUGAAGGUUUUCUUGCAGGUUCUUUGAUGAUAUGUUCUGACGGCGGUGUCACUGAAGGUUCCCAUGCAGGUUCUUUGACGAUAUGUUCUGACGGCGGUGUCACUGAAGGUUUUCUUGCAGGUUCUUUGACGAUAUGUUCUGACGGCGGUGUCACUGAAGGUUCCCAUGCAGGUUCUUUGACGAUAUGUUCUGACGGCGGUGUCACUGAAGGUUCCCAUGCAGGUUCUUUGACGAUAUGUUCUGACGGCGGUGUCACUGAAGGUUCCCAUGCAUGUUCUUUGAUGAUAUGUUCUGACGGCGGUGUCAAUGAAGGUUUUCUUGCAGGUUCUUUGACGAUAUGUUCUGACGGCGGUGUCACUGAAGGUUUUCUUGCAGGUUCUUUGACGAUAUGUUCAAACGGCGGUGUCACUGAAGGUUCCCAUGCAGGUUCUUUGACGAUAUGUCCUGACGGCGGUGUCACUGAAGGUUCCAAUGCAGGUUCUUUGACGAUAUGUUCUGACGGCGGUGUCACUGAAGGUUCCCAUGCAGGUUCUUUGACGAUAUGUUCUGACGGCGGUGUCACUGAAGGUUCCCAUGCAGGUUCUUUGACGAUAUGUUCUGACGGCGGUGUCACUGAAGGUUCCCAUGCAGGUUCUUUGACGAUAUGUUCUGACGGCGGUGUCACUGAAGGUUCCCAUGCAGGUUCUUUGACGAUAUGUUCUGACGGCGGUGUCACUAAAGGUUCCCAUGCAGGUUCUUUGACGAUAUGUUCUGACGGCGGUGUCACUGAAGGUUCCCAUGCAGGUUCUUUGACAAUAUGUUCUGACGGCGGUGUCACUGAAGGUUUUCUUGCAGGUUCUUUGACAAUAUGUUCUGACGGCGGUGUCACUGAAAGUUCCCAUGCAGGUUCUUUGACGAUAUGUCCUGACGGCGGUGUCACUGAAGGUUUUCUUGCAGGUUCUUUGACGAUAUGUUCUGACGGCGGUGUCACUGAAGGUUCCCAUGCAGGUUCUUUGACAAUAUGUUCUGACGGCGGUGUCACUGAAGGUUUUCUUGCAGGUUCUUUGACGAUAUGUUCUGACGGCGGUGUCACUGAAAGUUCCCAUGCAGGUUCUUUGACGAUAUGUUCUGACGGCGGUGUCACUGAAGGUUCCCAUGCAGGUUCUUUGAUGAUAUGUUCUGACGUCGGUGUCAAUGAAGGUUUUCUUGCAGGUUCUUUGACGAUAUGUUCUGACGGCGGUGUCACUGAAGGUUUUCUUGCAGGUUCUUUGACGAUAUGUUCUGACGGCGGUGUCACUGAAGGUUCCCAUGCAGGUUCUUUGACGAUAUGUCCUGACGGCGGUGUCACUGAAGGUUCCCAUGCAUGUUCUUUGACGAUAUGUUCUGACGGCGGUGUCACUGAAGGUUCCCAUGCAGGUUCUUUGACGAUAUGUUCUGACGGCGGUGUCACUGAAGGUUCCCAUGCAGGUUCUUUGACGAUAUGUUCAGACGGCGGUGUCACUGAAGGUUCCCAUGCAUGUUCUUUGACGAUAUGUCCUGACGGCGGUGUCACUGAAGGUUCCCAUGCAGGUUCUUUGACGAUAUGUUCUGACGGCGGUGUCACUGAAGGUUCCCAUGCAGGUUCUUUGACGAUAUGUUCUGACGGCGGUGUCACUGAAGGUUCCAAUGCAGGUUCUUUGACGAUAUGUUCAGACGGCGGUGUCACUGAAGGUUCCCAUGCAGGUUCUUUGACAAUAUGUUCUGACGGCGGUGUCACUGAAGGUUCCCAUGCAGGUUCUUUGACGAUAUGUUCUGACGGCGGUGUCACUGAAGGUUCCCUUGCAGGUUCUUUGACGAUAUGUUCUGACGGCGGUGUCACUGAAGGUUCCCUUGCAGGUUCUUUGAUGAUAUGUUCUGACGGCGGUGUCACUGAAGGUUCCCAUGCAGGUUCUUUGACGAUAUGUUCUGACGGCGGUGUCACUGAAGGUUUUCUUGCAGGUUCUUUGAUGAUAUGUUCUGACGGCGGUGUCACUGAAGGUUCCCAUGCAGGUUCUUUGAUGAUAUGUUCUGACGGCGGUGUCACUGAAGGUUUUCUUGCAGGUUCUUUGAUGAUAUGUUCUGACGGCGGUGUCACUGAAGGUUCCCAUGCAGGUUCUUUGACGAUAUGUCCUGACGGCGGUGUCACUGAAGGUUUUCUUGCAGGUUCUUUGAUGAUAUGUUCUGACGGCGGUGUCACUGAAGGUUUUCUUGCAGGUUCUUUGAUGAUAUGUUCUGACGGCGGUGUCACUGAAGGUUUUCUUGCAGGUUCUUUGAUGAUAUGUUCUGACGGCGGUGUCACUGAAGGUUCCCAUGCAGGUUCUUUGACAAUAUGUUCUGACGGCGGUGUCACUGAAGGUUUUCUUGCAGGUUCUUUGACAAUAUGUUCUGACGGCGGCGUCAAUGAAGGUUCCCAUGCAGGUUCUUUGACGAUAUGUUCUGACGGCGGUGUCACUGAAGGUUUUCUUGCAGGUUCUUUGACAAUAUGUUCUGACGGCGGCGUCAAUGAAGGUUCCCAUGCAGGUUCUUUGACGAUAUGUUCUGACGGCGGCGUGAAUGAAGGUUCCCAUGCAGGUUCUUUGAUGAUAUGUUCUGACGGCGGUGUCACUGAAGGUUCCCAUGCAGGUUCUUUGACAAUAUGUUCUGACGGCGGUGUCACUGAAGGUUCCCUUGCAGGUUCUUUGACGAUAUGUUCUGACGGCGGUGUCACUGAAGGUUCCCAUGCAGGUUCUUUGACAAUAUGUUCUGACGGCGGUGUCACUGAAGGUUCCCAUGCAGGUUCUUUGAUGAUAUGUUCUGACGGCGGUGUCACUGAAGGUUCCCAUGCAGGUUCUUUGACAAUAUGUUCUGACGGCGGUGUCACUGAAGGUUCCCAUGCAGGUUCUUUGACAAUAUUUUCUGACGGCGGUGUCACUGAAGGUUCCCAUGCAGGUUCUUUGACAAUAUUUUCUGACGGCGGUGUCACUGAAGGUUCCCAUGCAGGUUCUUUGACAAUAUUUUCUGACGGCGGUGUCACUGAAGGUUCCCAUGCAGGUUCUUUGACAAUAUUUUCUGACGGCGGUGUCACUGAAGGUUUUCUUGCAGGUUCUUUGACGAUAUGUUCUGACGGCGGUGUCACUGAAGGUUUUCUUGCAGGUUCUUUGACGAUAUGUUCUGACGGCGGUGUCACUGAAGGUUUUCUUGCAGGUUCUUUGAUGAUAUGUUCUGACGGCGGUGUCACUGAAGGUUUUCUUGCAGGUUCUUUGACGAUAUGUUCUGACGGCGGUGUCACUGAAGGUUCCCAUGCAGGUUCUUCGACGAUAUGUUCUGACGGCUGUGUCACUGAAGGUUCCCAUGCAGGUUCUUUGAUGAUAUGUUCUGACGGCGGUGUCACUGAAGGUUUUCUUGCAGGUUCUUUGACAAUAUGUUCUGACGGCGGUGUCACUGAAGGUUCCCAUGCAGGUUCUUUGACGAUAUGUUCUGACGGCGGUGUCACUGAAGGUUCCCAUGCAGGUUCUUUGACAAUAUGUUCUGACGGCGGUGUCACUGAAGGUUCCCAUGCAGGUUCUUUGACGAUAUGUUCUGACGGCGGUGUCACUGAAGGUUCCCAUGCAGGUUCUUUGACGAUAUGUUCUGACGGCGGUGUCACUGAAGGUUUUCUUGCAGGUUCUUUGACAAUAUGUUCUGACGGCGGUGUCACUGAAGGUUUUCUUGCAGGUUCUUUGACGAUAUGUUCUGACAGUGUUGUCACUGAGGGUUCCAAUGGUGGAUCUUGGACAUUCCUUUCCAACUAA
This is a messenger RNA of Mya arenaria, 9078 nucleotides long. RefSeq lists its product as uncharacterized. The record is from RefSeq and is a predicted model, not a curated record. Bases 1 to 9078 code for a protein of 3025 amino acids. Lineage: Eukaryota; Metazoa; Mollusca; Bivalvia; Myida; Myidae. The transcript is spliced from 2 exons.